This is a messenger RNA of Sebastes umbrosus (honeycomb rockfish), 4120 nucleotides long. Its product is annotated as single-minded homolog 1-like. The record is from RefSeq and is a predicted model, not a curated record. The transcript is spliced from 12 exons. Gene Ontology annotation, cellular component: cytoplasm; nucleus; transcription regulator complex. Gene Ontology annotation, molecular function: DNA-binding transcription factor activity, RNA polymerase II-specific; protein dimerization activity; RNA polymerase II transcription regulatory region sequence-specific DNA binding. Lineage: Eukaryota; Metazoa; Chordata; Actinopteri; Perciformes; Sebastidae. Gene Ontology annotation, biological process: regulation of transcription by RNA polymerase II. The coding region runs from base 631 to 2916 and encodes 761 amino acids.
GCUUGAUCCGUGAUCUUCACUGUUAAUGACAAAAACACAACAAGAUCACAUCUUAAGCUCACUUCAUACCUCUCCGUAUACACCGAGUUGACGCCCACAGCGAGCGUCCAAUCAGGAAGCGACUUUCAGCGCUCUCGUCCAAUCAGAGCGAGGCAGAGCGCACAGGUGGGCGGGUCCUCGAGCAGCUCCAGAGAGAGACAUUGAGAUAGUUGAAGAGAGGAGGCUUGUUGGGCACGAAUGCCACUCGUUGCGCGCGUCCCUUAUAAUUUGGAGAGGUGUAUGCAGCGCACGGUCCUGUUCGCCUUUCCAGGUGGAAAUCCAGGAGGAGCUGAGACCAAACUUAACUGGGACGACUGGUGAACCCGGAUCAGGACAGGUCAUGGAUGAGAUUACGCAGCACCGUGCAGGAGGUUUAACGACAACCAGUUGAAGGAGUACCCACCUACCUACCUACCUACCUAAAGGGGAUAUUCAGACUUUUCUUUUUUGGAUUCACAUUAAAACUCGUUUUUUUAGUUGAUAAAAAAUCUGCAAUGAAAAGGAGUGAAAGUGGAGAGGAAUCAGUGAGAGUGCUGAUUUGAUUUGCAUGACCGUCGUCUCCAAGGAAGGAUACAGUGAAAAGACGUCGAGAUGAAGGAGAAAUCCAAAACGGCCGCAAGGACUAGACGGGAAAAGGAGAACAGUGAAUUUUACGAGCUGGCCAAAAUGUUGCCUUUACCGUCGGCCAUCACCUCCCAGCUGGACAAAGCCUCCAUAAUAAGACUGACAACGAGUUACCUGAAGAUGAGAAUUGUUUUCCCUCAGGGUUUGGGUGAGGCCUGGGGUCAUGCAAGUCGGACAAGAUCUUUGGACAAUAUUGGACGAGAACUGGGAGCUCAUUUACUGCAGACGUUGGACGGAUUCAUCUUUGUUGUGGCUCCAGAUGGGAAAAUAAUGUACAUUUCAGAGACAGCGUCGGUCCAUUUAGGACUGUCUCAGGUAGAGUUGACUGGGAACAGUAUUUAUGAAUAUGUCCAUCCUGCCGACCACGACGAGAUGACAGCUGUGCUGACGCCACAUCAGCCCUACCACUCACAUUUCGUCCAAGAAUAUGAAGCUGAGCGCUCUUUCUUUUUGCGGAUGAAAUGUGUGCUGGCAAAAAGAAACGCAGGCCUCACCAGUGGUGGAUACAAGGUGAUCCACUGCAGCGGCUACCUGAAGAUCCGUCAGUACAGUUUGGACAUGUCACCCUUCGAGGGCUGCUAUCAGAACGUGGGUCUGGUGGCCGUGGGUCACUCCCUGCCGCCCAGUGCUGUGACCGAGAUCAAACUGCACAGCAACAUGUUUAUGUUCAGAGCCAGUUUGGACAUGAAGCUCAUCUUCCUGGACUCCAGGGUGGCAGAGCUGACCGGUUAUGAGCCCCAGGACCUGAUAGAGAAAACCCUCUACCAUCAUGUCCACGGCUGUGACAUCUUCCACCUACGCUGUGCACACCACCUCUUGCUGGUAAAAGGCCAAGUCACCACUAAGUAUUAUCGUUUCCUGGCCAAGCACGGCGGCUGGGUCUGGGUCCAGAGCUACGCCACCAUCGUCCACAACAGCCGGUCCUCAAGACCUCACUGUAUAGUCAGCGUCAACUAUGUCCUCACGGAUACUGAGUAUAAGGGAAUGCAGCUGUCUCUGGACCAAAUGAGCCCCACCAAGCCAGCCUUCCCAUACGCUGACAGUCACAGUGAAGACAGGAAGAGCACCAAGGCACGUCUGACCCAGGCCAAGGCCAAAGCCAGAGUGUCACCCUACCCACAGCAGUUUUCAGCUUUCAAUCCAGAGCGUUCAGAGUCGGACCAAGACAGCCAGUGGGGAGGGAGCCCGCUGACGGACUCUGCAUCCCCUCAGCUGCUGGAUCCCGCUGAGGCUGCGGAGGCCUCUUGUGCCUACCGCCUGUAUCCAGACUCUGGCUCCCUGUGCUACGGCCUGGGUCUAUCAGAGGACGAUCUCGCCCAUGCCCAAACGCAUCCUCACACCACCACCUGCGACCGCGUGCGAUGCCAGAGCGGCCGCUACUUCCUCGGAACCCCCCAGUCUGGAAGGGAGGUGUGGUGGGACGCCACGCGCUCCGUGCUCUCGCUGCCAAAAACGUCCACGGAGAACAGUGAGGGCUACGAAAUCACAUCCUACCACGGAGCCAUUCACGGACGGGGCCACUGGGAUGAAGACAGUGUGGUGAGUUCGCCCGACGGAGGCGGGUCCACCAGCGAUUCGGGUGAGCGCUACCAUGGCGACCACUUCCGGGCGACCCCCCGAGAGCCCAGCAAGAUGGAGACCCUGAUCCGAGCCACGCAGCAGAUGAUCAAAGAGGAAGAGAGCCGCCUGCAGCAGCACAAGGCGCCGCUGGACGUCUCGGGCCUCGCCAAAGCCCACAGCCCGUGUUUCACCUCCUCGCUAUCGCACCACUCCCAGCUCGCCAUGCCCAGCGUGGUGUGCCGUGGUCCGGGAGCCCCCAGCAUUGACCUCCCCUCCGAGCGCCUCCACCACCAGGACGCCGUCAAAGUGCUCGGCCCGCACGACAACGACGAAAACACGACCAGCCCGGCGUCUCUGUCUCGCCUCAGCAGCCCCAGCUCUGACGGGAUCCCCAGGUCGGGUCUGUCGCUCACCAAAGACUACAUGCAGACGGAUCUGUCCCCCCACCCUCCACAGCCCCAGGGGAGCCCGCUGCUCUACGCGGCCCAGGAGAGGCAGCCUCUGGACAGGCAAGCAGCCUAUGCUUUGACUGGAUACUCCCUGGAGCACCUGUACGACCCGGAGAACCUGCGGAGUUACUCGGGCCUGGCCUGCGGAGGAGUCCAGUACGACGUGGCGUCCCAUGUGAGGAUGCAGGCCGAGCAGAUGCAGGGACACAAGGCCACCUCAGUUAUCAUAACCAACGGGAGCUGACGACAUCUGGUGCAGACGGGUCCUGUUCUCUAGAGGAGGAUGUUAUAGUAAGCUGGUGCUUUAUGCACACUGACCAGGCGGACUAUAUAAAAAAAGAAGAAAAGGUACCUGCACUGGGUUGAUGUGCCAUUGGUGGCCCAUUCAGCACAAUUUGUGUCUGUCAGCAUUUGUAUCAUACCAUUCUCUUUUCUUUAUCAUCGGAGGAUGAUAGGAACUAGUGUUGUUUGGUAUGUUACUUCACAGAGCGGAGGCUUGCUCCAUUACAUAGGAAUAUAGUGUUAUUUCAAUGGUGAACUGAAUUCCCCUCACUGCAAAGACGACCCAAGUUUUCAGUCUGGUUAAACAUCAAACCAGGGUUUCUGUUCCAAACACCUCACGCACCAUUGGCCAUGCGAGUUAAUCUGUCCUGGACACUAUUUCCAAAGGCAGUAAGAAAAUGUGUUGUUCCAUUGCCCCUUCACCUGAAAACUCCUUUGCGCAGAGCACAAUGCUUGACACGAGAAGUGCAACAUGGGAAAGUCUCACUAUUGUAAGAUGUCAAUGUUUCCUGGUAUUUAUUUGUCAGUGGGCUGUUUUCUGUAUGUGUCACUUUUGUUUUCUGUCCAAGUUGAAUCUUUAUUGGUCGCAGAAAAUUUGUUUUGGUGUUUGGAUUACACCAAUAUUAGAUUUAAAAAAAUGUAAUGAAGUGGAAAAACAGAAAGAAAAAAAAUGCUUCUGAUAUGUAAAAGUGUAUAAUAAGCAGGUCAACUUGAAGCUGUGUUAAUGUAUAUGUGAAAUGCCCUCACUUAGAGCGCAAAGAGAGAGCGUAAAAACACAUUAGUAAUCUCCCCAUGCCCUCUAAAUAUAGGCAUUGUAUGUAUCGACUUACAGUUGUGGCUGAAAUGAUAUUGUUUACAUAUCAGAGUAUAAUUUUUCCUGUUUUUACCCCCCCUUAACUGUUACCCAACUUGUUAGCAUAUGUAGAGUAUGCUUUUAAAUCCUGCUCCACAUGCAAUUGUUCGCAAAGAAAACCAUUUGUUUUUGUUUUUUGUCAUCACAGCCUAAAAGGGUUAAAAUAAUUGAGACAAACUUAUAAAAAUGUGUUGAAUGUCUUUAGUUUCUUAUUUAAUUUAUGAUGUAAAUAUCAUCUCACAAUGAACUUUUGAACAAGAAGUGACAAGAUUAUUUAUUAAUUGGUUUUAAAAAGUCUUAAAUCUGAAUACAG